AGUUGCACGAUAUUGUCUCUACUUACCUGGUUAGUACUAUGUACAUUAUAUAAUUUGCCGUCACUGGCGUCACAGUGCUGCAUUGAAUGUACAGUAAUCUUCGCAAGCACGCUGAUGUUGUUCUCCUUGCGAGUAGCUGCCAGCUGCAUGUUCUUGUUUUCCGAAUAGAAUUGUUCUUUUGUACUUGUUUACUUUUCCCAGUGUCCUACUACACAACUAGGUGAACUAAAGUAACGCUCAUGGUCCAUUCUACAUGUCUGCCUCUGAAGCUGCUUUUACGGAUGAGUCGCAAGCUGCUCAGCGAGGAUUAACUGAGCCGCUGCCAUAUCUUGCGUGGGCACUGCCAAGCAGAUUGGUACCAAUUUUGAGAGCCAAUAAGCAAAGAUCCCUAAUUCCUCGUUUAAAUUUUUUUGACCCGGAUAAAUCAGCUACAGUUGCAACUUCGAAUUUUACACCGGAUGUGUCUUCCACUGCAGCGCGCAAUGCCACAACAAGUGAUAGCCAACCUGAGUGCAAGACUGUCAACCAAUCCACCUCAAACGGCGCGCUUCAUAUGACCUUUGAAGAACUGUGGCGUCGCUAUAACGCUGCGAUUCAAAAACUUCAAGAACAGACCGUGGAAUUCAAUGGAAGCGAGAAGCUUUUCGAAUGGCUGGAUGAAGCUACUCACAGAAAUACGAUAGCGCAGCGCGUUUAUAAACUUCUUUGCUUCGAUAUCGAAUCCAGACUGAGCCAGCAUCUGGAAUGGGCCCAUCGGAAGCUGUACAACCCUGGAUAUCGUAUCGGUUUUGCGCAGUUAAACACCUCUCCACGAUACGGCCUAAAUAAAACGGACUUGUCCGCAGCAAUUUCUCACGAACCACCCCAACCGGCGAUCCAGUCAGCAGUUUUACUAGAACGAACAAACAGAGGAUUUAUUUAUGACAAAAUCUCUGAAAUUUCUGCUGCAAACCAGAAUUUUCCCGCGUUGUUGAGUACUCUGCACACCGAAAAAUCGAAGUCAGUGCUGUGGGAGUUAGCACGACUUCUCGGACAGAAGCGUACAUCUUCAAAGGCCUCACUUUCGAUGCCAGUAAUCCCCAUCAAGAGUAAACGCAAGAGCACCAAAACGAAAAGAAAAAGGAUAAGUCAAGGAAAGUCCACGAGGUCAACGGUACUGACGAAACGCAUAAUGAGCUUUCCAGUUCGUAAGGGGAGACGACGGACAAGAACAUCUGCACAACACAGGAAGUCCAGUCAGCUUGAGAAUGAGAACUAUUACGAUGAUGAUAAUGAUAACAUCGAUGAUACCAUGGAGGCGCCAAAAGGGGCUAAUCAACGAAAGCGUCGCAAAGUAACAACCCACGGCCAGGAUGGUCGCCGGCGCUUGAGUCGUCAGAUCACCAGGACACCACAGGAGUUCCUGACACAGAGCUCGAUCGUAUCCGGUAUGUCAUCGGAUUCCGAAAUUUCAGAAUCUCGAUUGGCAUUAGAAGCUAAGAAGCGACCAGUUCCAGUCAAGAAAGGGCAUCAUGAAUACUAUACCCCCGAUGAGCUGACUUUAUUGAGAAAGCACGCGUUCAACAGAUACACGAUUGACCUUUAUGAUGAUGCAAUGGAUAUUGCUGCGGAUGAUCAAGUAAUCGAGGAAGGACCCCGGCUGCCGGUACCCCAUCUGAUGAAAAUGCUGGCUGAUCUGGCCGCCCGGAAACGAUGGCGUUUAUCGGACCUCUUUCGUUAUGCCGACAAAGAUAAAUCAUGGAAGCUUGAUAUGGCAAAAGUGCAGCGACUAUGUGAGAAAAUGGAUGUGGAUAAAGUAACCGAGACAACCAUAUUGGACAUGAUGGUCGAAGUUGACGAAGCAACGCGAGAGGCAGUGACCUUUAAGGAGCUUCGCAAAGGAAUGCGCGCUUGGAUCAAAGAGCGCAGAGUUCGACUACGUUACUGUUUGGAAGUAGAAGGUUUGUCAGAUAAAUCUGAGCCCGUGCAUUCCUUUGCAUCGUUCACAUCGGAAUCAGGCAGAAGAACAAAGACAGGCUUUAUUAAGGAUAAGACGGCACAGAAAAAAGAACCGUUCAACGCGAUUCGUCAGUAUGUACGCAAACGUAAUCCGCAGCCACUUAUGCCGCCAAAGGAAAUCGGAACAGAUGUGUGCGAUAUCCCGGGCAUAACAUGCAACUGGCAUGCCGUUUUUCCUGAGCGGCUGAUUCUCGCCUGGCGGAUUCAGCAGAAACUGGAGAAACUAUUUAUGCAGAGCCGUUGGCUGGAUAUCAAAAAAUUGCUGCGCGUGUUUGGAUAUUACCGCACUGCGCAGUAUGCGCUGGUCAACGAGAUUGAACUGGAGCAGCCGCCACCUGAGCCUGAAGUGCUGACGUCUGACGAGCGAAUGGAGCGAUUGGCUAAACACGCUCCAACUGGUCGUAAAAUCUCUACCGAUGCCGCUGUGAAACGAUUCUCUUUGAGGGACGAUGGGAACCCUCUUGGGAUGCCUUCGCGACACUCGCCAUACACCCCCUCAAAGGUCAAUCGCUUUUCUGAAAAUGACGCAGAACUGCACCUGCCGACUCCGUAUGCGCUCACCAAUGAUAUCUCAACCGCCCAUUUUGCCAAAAGUGCGACACCAAUGACGCCACCGCCGGCCAUGAUUGCGCUACGGUUUUCUCCGCAAGAAACAAGUCGACUACAAAUGCAAGCCCUGGAACUGCGUCAGCUAGAAGACGAGUUAGCGAAGUACCGCUCCCAAUCACCUGGCACACAUGAAAAGAACCAGGAUACGGCUCAGGCGACAGUUCCCAGCGUUCAUUUCUCCCCUCAACCAGACCACACCCAGCACGUACUUGCAGCGGCUAAUACGCUGGUGAACCACCAAGACAUUCGCCGGCUCAAUAAAAACGCACAGCAAAUGCUGCAGGAGAUCGCAAAAUCACCUCAUCUGCAUUCGGAAGCCAAUAUCCUGGAUCACGGAAAACCCAGGAAGAAACCAAGUGUAGCACCUACCGCCCAAGGUGAUCGAACGGAUUACGAGAAGUUUUUGAGACGACGUUUCCGUGAAAUCCAUAACGUUUGGCUUGUUGAUCCAACUCCGACAGAUGUCCUGGAGGCGCUACAGCUCCGAGCGUACAAAAUGUUAAAACAAGCCGCCAAGCAGGAUGAGGAACGAUUACUCGCGGCUAUCGAUCCAUCACGGAGAAAUGAUUCAACGCGAGAACUGGUGCAAGCUGCAACGGCUAUUAUGAAAGAGACGCGGAAGGAAAUUAUUGCGCCGCCGACAGCUGGAGCGGAGAAGCUAAACGAACAAUCGCUAGACCGCAAGGAACUCCGAGCUACUUUAUUGACACAAACAACAGGGCUAUUUAAAAAAGAUUACUGUUUUAUGGAUUCCCGGACCAAAGCAAUUUUGGCUCGGUCUAGGCGGUUGAAAAGCGAGCUGGUAUUGGAGGAGAACGACCCGAGAAAUUUUCGAAAAACCAGCCUGUCAACUAUUUCUUGCCGCAGUGCACCAGCCGCAGUCGGUCAGAAGAGCACUAGUACGUUUUCCAUACCGUCUAACAGUGCUUCUGCCGCAUCACAGCAUUCAAGCACUGCUAGUUUUCCAUUCGCACCGAGUAAGAUACGCAGCAGAUUUUCUGGUCUUUCGGGUUCGCAGUCUCAGUCCGCCAACAAUAACCAACUUCUGGUAUCUGCUGUUAGUGCGUAUGCAUACGGAAGUAAUACUCCAGAAAUUACUCCCUCUGGCGCAAGCUCGGUUAGGCCUAUCAAAUUUCAAGAUGAAAAAGGCGUGUCGAAAUCGGUUGCUUCCUACCAGACAACUACACCUGUUCCGCAAGUUACCGAGGACAAUGAGCGGGAAAAACUUAGUUUAUCUCCGGAGUUAUUGUUUGUGGACUCGGCAGAGGUCCUACGCAAACAAGCCGACGAAGCAGCUAUGGCGCUAUCCAAGACCCCGGAGCGCCGGAUCGAGAGGAUGUUUGCUCAAGUGACCUUUCUACUGGAGUCAUUCCUUAGUGAAAAGCGCGACCAUUUGAUGAGAGGCUUGACAAAACAGAUCAAAAAGCAAGCACGAGAGAUGCAAAUCAGCCAGUUUCAGUCUGUCGAAACCGUGGAACGCCGGUUGGUGCAGCAAAUUCGAAUGAAAAAGAUUCAAGACUGCUAUCAAGGUAGCAUCCGCCGAGGUAUGUGGACAGACUUUAGGCAGCUGAUUAAAUCGAUAAGGAAAAGGAAGCUUCCAUUGUCGUCAACCGAAGAUAAUUUGAGGAAGGUCCUCUUGCGGACUGAGGAUGUUGAUCACCGAGUGGAAAGCCGCGAGGCGGCUCUUGCGCACUUCGAAGAGCUGCUUCACAAAGCUUGUGACGGGCCUGUUCCCAGUAAUGUCCACAGCAAAUGGUUUAAACGCUAUAAAUCUCUGCCAUCGUUUUUUCCAUUGUCCGAUAGCUUGAAUCUUAUGAAAACUAUGCAACCAUUUGAGACAGCCGAGAUUGCGUGAAUGCAGUGCAUAAAGGGCUGAGAAAUGCGCAGUCGCUAACUUCCUCACUUCCUGUACUGUCGCCAAAAAAGUGUAUAAUAUUCCUGUCAUCAACAUAUAAUUAUAAUAGAUUUGGAUGACUGUUUUUCGCAGUUAUAAGCGCAUCUAUAGAUACCUACUUAAUUUCAAUUUUCAAGUAAAGUACUGAGUGAGUGAAAAUAAACCUGCAACAACCAGCGAUUUUCGUACAAUACAAGCUUUUAUUUUGUCGUACAUAUUCAAGUUUUUUUGCGCGGAAAUUGAUUCCUGUUCAAAAAAAAGUUUGAUUCUUUAUUUUUCGGGAACCUGUAUAUUCGUUUUAUUAUUUGACACAAACUGGUACACUGCGUAGGAUUACCAGUGUGUUGACCGUGUUCUUUUAAUAUUGAACGUAUCACAUAGUGCAUUACGAGAUUACCGCUAAAAUGUCGUUCAGAACGUGGAACCAGGAGGACCGUCGGCAGGGAAAGCCGUGAUUUGCGAUAUGAUUGCAGAACGUCUUGGAUACACACAUCUUUCUAUGGGACAACUGAUGCGGGAAGAAGCUCUACAUGAUACACCUCGCGGAAAACGUUGUAAAUUGAACGUCGAUAUAGGAUAUCUCGCGAUGUCCAUGAGGUGCUUCGGGAGAACAUUUUCAAGCAUUUAUCCCGAAAACAGCCUUAUAUUAUUCAUGGAUACCCCAGAGAUC
Messenger RNA from Paramacrobiotus metropolitanus, 5171 nucleotides. RefSeq lists its product as uncharacterized. The coding region runs from base 254 to 4462 and encodes 1402 amino acids. The record is from RefSeq and is a predicted model, not a curated record. The transcript has 7 exons. NCBI's taxonomy places the organism in Eukaryota, Metazoa, Tardigrada, Eutardigrada, Parachela, Macrobiotidae.